Molecule: messenger RNA, 1536 nt
Organism: Gorilla gorilla gorilla (western lowland gorilla)
Lineage: Eukaryota; Metazoa; Chordata; Mammalia; Primates; Hominidae
Product: liver carboxylesterase 1-like
Exons: 12
Coding region: 132-1430 (432 amino acids)
Source: RefSeq, a predicted model, not a curated record
AGGCGGGGCAGUUUCUCUCAGAGCUAUUGACCAGCCGAAAGGAGAACAUUCCUCUCAAGCUUUCUGAAGACUGUCUUUACCUCAGUAUUUACACUUCUGCUGACUUGACCAAGAAAAACAGGCUGCUGGUGAUGGUGUGGAUCCACAGAGCGGGGCUGAUGGUGGGUGCGGCAUCAACCUCUGAUGGGCAGGUACUGGCAGCCCAUGAAAACGUGGUCGUGGUGACCAUUCAGCACCGCCUGGGCAUCUGGGGAUUCUUCAGCACAGGGGAUGAACACAGCCGGGGGAACUGGGGUCACCUGGACCAGCUGGCUGCCCUGCACUGGGUCCAGGACAACAUUGCCAUCUUCAGAGGAAACCCAGGCUCUGUGACCAUCUUUGGAGAGUCAUUGGGAGCAGAAAGUGUCUCUGUUCUUAUUUUCUCUCCAUUGUCCAAGAAUCUCUUCCACCGGGCCAUUUCUGAGAGUGGUGUGGCCCUCACUCCUGCUCUGUUGGACGAGGGUGACAUCAAGCCCCUGGCUGAGCAAAUUGCUAACACUGUUGGGUGUGAAACCACCAACUCAGCUGUCAUGGUUCACUGCCGGCGUCAGAAGAUGGAAGAGGAGCUCUUGGAGACGACAUUGAAAAUGAAUUUCUUAACUCUGGACUUACAUGGAGACCCCAGAGAGAGUUACCCCCACACACCCACGGUGAUUGAUGGAGUGGUGCUGCCAAAAACACCCGAGGAGCUUCAAGCUGAAAGGAAGUUCCACACUGUCCCCUACAUCGUCGGAUUUAACAGGAAGGAAUUUGGCUGGUUUCUUCCAACGUUGAUGAGCUAUCCACUCUCCGAAGGGAAACUGGACCAGAAGACAGCCAUGUCACUCUUGUGGAAGUCCUAUCCCUUUGUGCUCAUUCCUAAGGAAUUGAUUCCAGAAGCCAUUGAGGAGUACUUCGGAGGAACAGACGACCCUGUCAAAAAGAAAGACCUGUUCCUGGACUUAAUGGGGGACGUGCUGUUCGGUGUCCCAUCUGUGACUGUGGCCCGGAACCACAGAGAUGCUGGAGCACCCACCUACAUGUAUGAGUUUCAGUACCGUCCAAGCUUCUCAUCAGACAUGAAACCCAAGACGGUGAUAGGAGACCACGGGGAUGAGCUCUUCUCUGUCUUUGGGGCCCCAUUUUUAAAAGAGGGUGCCUCAGAAGAGGAGAUCAGACUUAGCAAGAUGGUGAUGAAAUUCUGGGCCAACUUUGCUCGCAAUGGAAACCCCAAUGGGGAAGGGCUGCCCCACUGGCCAGAGUACAACCAGGAGGAAGGGUACCUGCAGAUUGGUGCUAACACCCAGACAGCCCUUCAGAAGCUGAAGGACAAGGAAGUAGCUUUCUGGACCAAACUCUUUGCCAAGAAGGCAGUGGAGAAGCCACCCCAGAUAGAACACAUUGCGCUGUGAACGGAAGGUCCAUCCAGCCUCGGGAACCUGGAGGAGCCAAGACUGGGGUCUUUUGCAAAAGGGAUUGCAGGUUCAGAAGGCAUCUUACCAUAGUUGGGGAAUUGUC